Molecule: messenger RNA, 2317 nt
Organism: Papaver somniferum (opium poppy)
Lineage: Eukaryota; Viridiplantae; Streptophyta; Magnoliopsida; Ranunculales; Papaveraceae
Exons: 5
Coding region: 39-2051 (670 amino acids)
Molecular function (GO): protein binding
Source: RefSeq, a predicted model, not a curated record
CUAAAAUAGAGAAAGAUAUCAAAACAGGCCUCUGAGUAAUGAAUACUAUAAAGGCCACUAAUGGGGACUUCGAUGUGAUGAGAGCAGCACUAAGAGGGGAAUGGAAUGACAUCAUAAACUUUUAUAACUUGCAGCAAGUGGAACCAUCAUUUAACAAUAUCGAUCUCGAAAAUGAUAAGAACAAGGUUUUAGUCUGUAAUGUUACAGGGGAUACCAUUCUUCACAUGUGUGUUCAAUACCGGCGAACUGAUGUUAUGAAACAGCUGUUGAGAAUAAUGCCAGAGGCGAGGGAGUUGCUAUCAAGGAUUAAUAGGAUGGGGAAUACAAUAUUACAUGAGGCAGCCAGGACUGGGAUCGUGGAGAUGGCUACGUUAAUCUUAGAGAAAGAAUUAGAUGGUGGAGGAGAUCAAGUGCUGAUAUCGGUUCCCAACUUAAAUGGUGAGACACCUAUAUACUGGGCAGCAAUGUAUGGACAUAAACAUAUGUUGUUAUUCCUAAAUAUAACUGCUAGUAACAGAGGAAUCACAAGCACAUCCACAACAACAUCAAUGGUUGGCCCGUUAACAAUGAGGAGUACUGAUGGCUCAACGAUUCUUCAUGCUGCUGUUCUUGCCAAAGCUUACGAUGUGGCAAUGGAGAUCAUGGAGAUCUAUCCUAACCUUGCUUCUAGUAAAAAUGGUGAUGGCGCCACGCCUUCACAUUUAUUAGCGCUAUCACCUACUUCUUUCAAGAGUGGAACCAUGUAUGGUGAACAAUACCUUGGGGCCACACCAAUUGUUUUGGCCAAAAAGGCUGCAGCUAUUGUUUAUUCAUUAAUCCCAAUCAAGAAUUAUGAGACAGAUAAUGAAGAUAAUCAUAUAACACUACAACCAGAUUCCUCAUUGAAGGAGAAAUUCAAGAAUCACUUCAGAUUGCUAUGUAAAGGUUUUCCGGUCCUCAAACUCAUAUACAAUGCAAAAGAGCAGCAUACUUACGCAAUACAACUCCUUAAGAAGUUACUUGAAAAAGAUUAUGGUCAAUGGACGAUGAGCUAUGACCCUCCCCAUGGAUGGGAUGGCUCCCAUAAUAAAAACCAUGAAAACCGACAUCCGUUGUCAGCAAUAACAACAAGGGUUAUAACUUACAAAGUUAGAGAGAGGCCAAUUAUUUUGGCAACCAAGUUGGGCAUUGUAGAGAUGUUUAAGGAAAUAAUUAAAGCAUAUCCAGAAUCAAUUGGAGUUUGUGAUGAAGAAGCUGGAAGGAAUUUGUUGCACUUAGCGGCAGAAUACAGGCAUGAGUCCAUAGUAGAAUUCUUGAAGUCAUCAUCAACUAAAUCAAAGAGGAACUUGGACAUGUUGGUCGUUGGAAUUGAUAGAGAAGGUAACACGCCACUGCAUGCUGCUGCUAAGCUUGGAAAACAUAAACCAUGGCAUAUUCGCGGAGCAGCACAAUGGAUGCAGUGGGAGUGUGUUUGGUUUCAGCGGGUAAAACGUAUGCUUCCACCAGCUAUGCUAACAGUGAAGAAUUGCAAUGAGCAAUAUGCUCACCAAGUAUUCACUGAGACUCAUAUAGAUCUUAGAGAACAAGGUGAGAUAUGGUUAAAAGAAGGAUCGGAUAAUUGUAUGUUGAUAUCAGCUCUAAUAGCAACUGUGAUGUUUGCAUGCGCCUUCACUGUACCUGGGGGAAAUGACUCAACGUCAGGACGUCCACUCUUACUCAAGAACCAAGAUUUUGGUCCAUUUUUUCAUUACGUAUCUUAUUCCUUGUUCUUUUCUCUAAUAUCUUUGGGUUUAUUUCUCUCCAUCCAUGCUGCUCCUUUCAACGAACAUGAUUUCUUUUUCCGAUUGCCUUUAAGGUCCGUGUUUGCUAUAACUGCUUUAUUCAAUUCAGUUACUUUCAUUGCUUGUGCGUACUUCCAAACGUACAUGCUUGUCACUGCAUGGACAUUCCCUAUAGGCUUCCGUAUCUUAGACAUUGGAUUAGCUUCACUGGGGGUUCUCUUCUUUGCUGAAUUAUACGUUGACUCCGUCGUGGGAUUUAUCCGCUACUUGCUCGACAUUCUUUUCAUUUAACAACCAACAAUUAACACUGAUCAAGAGAGAAUCACCUUCAAAUGUCAUCAGGCUACAUUAGUUGGGGGAAUACAGUUGGGUUUUCAUUAAGAGAAUAAAGUUCCAUGAGUUUCUCUAGCGUGUGAAAAAUUAGUCAAAUAAGAUUAUUUUCCCAUUUGUUUAGAGUUUUUUUUUCCUUCUUUUUCUGAUCGAUAUUUGUUUUGUUAUGUUGUUUGCUUGUCAUUCAAAUUAUGAUGCCUCUACCUUAUUUAGGCUGAGGGUGUAAG